This is a messenger RNA of Conger conger (European conger), 1811 nucleotides long. RefSeq names its product high-affinity choline transporter 1-like. Gene Ontology annotation, cellular component: plasma membrane. The transcript is spliced from 8 exons. NCBI's taxonomy places the organism in Eukaryota, Metazoa, Chordata, Actinopteri, Anguilliformes, Congridae. Gene Ontology annotation, biological process: transmembrane transport; acetylcholine biosynthetic process; choline transport. Gene Ontology annotation, molecular function: choline:sodium symporter activity. The record is from RefSeq and is a predicted model, not a curated record. The coding region runs from base 1 to 1656 and encodes 551 amino acids.
AUGGCUGCUAACAUGCCCGGGCUGAUAGCUGUAGCUCUGUUUUAUGUGUUCAUUCUAGCAACUGGAAUAUGGGCCUCUCGAAAGUCCAAGCAUGAAGAGAAGAGAAGCACUGGGACUGGGACAGAAGUCGCCCUGGUUGCUGGUCGGAAUAUAAAUAUCAUUGUGGGAAUUUUCUCAAUGACGGCUACAUGGGUUGGAGGAGGAUAUAUUCUUGGCAUUGCUGCAACUACCUAUGAGCCUACAAAAGGCUUGAUUUGGGCUAUAAUGCCAUUGGAAUAUAUUGUUAAUUUUUCUCUUGCUGGUAUUUUCUUUGCUAAACCACUGAGGGAUAAGGAGUAUGUAACUAUGAUGGAUCCCCUCCAGCUGAAAUAUGGGGAAACCCUGACCUGCACUCUUCUGAUUCCUGCAGUGGUGGCUGAAGUGCUGUGGGUAGCAUGCAUCAUGGCAGGUUUAGGAGGAACCAUGAGCGUCGUUCUGGAUAUAUCGUCUUUCUACUCUAUCUGCAUCUCAGCCGCUGUGGCGAUAAUCUAUACGCUUCUCGGUGGAAUGUUCUCUGUGGCCUACACUGAUGUCAUACAGAUUGUCUUCAUAUUUGUUAGUUUGUGGCUGUGUGUUCCUUUCCUGAUGCUGAAUCCAGCCUCCAUUGACAUCACACUCACAGCAUUCAAUGGGACCUUCCAAGCUCCUUGGGUGGGAACACUAGACCCAGAGGAUGUGGGGCUGUGGAUCGAUGAUUUUCUGGUUGUGAGCCUAGGAUGUCUGGCUUCUCAAGGUUUGCAUCAGCGAAUUCUGUCAGCAGCAUCAUCCAAAGAGGCCCAGGUCAUGUGUUUUGCUUCAGCAGUAUUUAGUUUUAUCCUGGGCAUUCCUUCACUGCUUCUUGGAGCAGUAGCUGCAUCAACAGAUUGGAACAUGACCAGCUAUGGUUCUCCCUCUCCUUAUGACCGAGGUGAAGCUGAUAAAAUUCUUCCAAUCGCUCUGCAGCACCUCACUCCCAAUUACAUCUCCAUCUUGGGGACUGGGUCAGUAGCAGCAGCAGUGAUGUCAUCCAUGGACUCCUGUCUCCUGGCUGCUGCUUCCUUAUUUACCAAUAACAUAUACAAAAACUUAAUCAGAAAGCAGGCUUCUGACCGAGAGCUGCAGUGGGUGAUCAAGAUCUCAGUGACCAUAGCUGGGCUGGUAGGAAUGGGACUGGCCUUCUUUGGGAACGUUCUGACCUUCUGGAUGUUGGCUACUGAUGUGAUGUACACCCUGGUUUUGCCUCAGUUCGUCUGUGUUCUCUUCUUCCCCAUCACCAACGGUUACGGUGCUGUUGGGAGUUACAUCCUGGGAGUGAUGCUGAGAGUGCUGAGUGGGGAACCUCUGCUCCACUUGCCCCCUGCCAUCCAUUUCCCCGGCUGCAGGCUCAUCGAUGGUGUCUAUGUCCAGCACUUUCCCUACCGAACCCUGUCUGUUAUAGUGUCCCUGUCUGCUAAUAUUCUGAUUUCCUUUGUGACCUCUCUGCUCUUUGAUAAAAGAAUCCUGCCAAAGAGGUGCGAUAUAUUGCAAGUCAGGAGCCAUAGUGCACCCAGUAGAGCUGAUGCAAAAUCUAAUGUUGACAACAACCAGCCUAUAGCUUCUGAUCAACUGCUUGACACAACUUGUUUGUCUCCAUCUUAAGCAAAAAGAUUUCCUUCAGGUCAGAGAAGGAUACACUGUUCACUGCUUAAUAGCCAUUUAAUUGGGGUCUUGCAUAUGACAAAUUAGCUACAUGACUGAUAGCUGAAUUCUGAUUAAUAUGAUAGAAAUAUCUAUGGGAACUAUGCUGUUGUAAA